Molecule: messenger RNA, 1578 nt
Organism: Didymodactylos carnosus
Lineage: Eukaryota; Metazoa; Rotifera; Eurotatoria; Philodinida; Philodinidae
Source: the annotation of a GenBank genome assembly
AUGAUUUCAACGUUGAUAAACGAUAUUCUCAGGAUUUGUUUACUGUUCAAUGAAUGUGAUGAAGACAAUUGUUAUUCGCAUUUAUUUUCGUAUUUAUCCUCGUCAUUAUCGUUGAUCAACAACGACUCACACAGUAAUACCGUUCAACGUCGUAGAAAAUCAAAGCGUCAACAUUUACCCAUUGUUCAUUCCAUUUCUCAUCCAUCUUUUUUUUCAAAUCGUAUGCAAAUACCACAACAACAAACUUCAUCAAAACAAAUAAUAAUUAAUUUAUCUUCUUCUUCGACAUCAUCAUUAUUUGACUUCGAUUUUCCAGUACAAUUUCGAUUUUUGAAAUCCGGUGAUCAAGAUGAAGUCAAAUUGUUAUGUCGUGAUUGGUUUCCUAUUGAAUAUCCAGAUAAAUGGUACGAUGAUAUAUCAAAUGAAGGAAAAUAUUAUGCUUUAGCAGCAUGUGUUUAUAAUCGCAUUAUUGGACUUAUUGUAGCUGAUAAUUUACAAUUGGUACAUUGUAAUAAAGAGGAUAAAAAUAUUUUAAAUGAAUCUUUUUCAUUAGCCACACAGGUGUGUUAUAUACUGAUAUUGGGCGUUGUCAAAGAAUAUCGUCGUCAUGGUUUAGCUAGUCAUUUGUUAUCACAUUUAUUACGUUAUUUACAUUCAAAAUCGACCUGUAAAGCAGUGUAUUUACAUGUUUUGUGCACAAAUAAAUCAGCAAUUAAAUUUUAUGAAUCAAAACAAUUUCAAUAUCGCCUCUAUUUGCCUUAUUACUAUUCUAUAAAAGGUCAAUUGUAUGAUGGUUACUGUUAUGUAUUGUAUAUUAAUGGUGGUCAACCACCUUAUUCGACUCUCGAUUAUAUAAAUACUCUAUGGAAAUAUCUACUAAAAAUUAAUCCAUGUAAAUUUUUAUAUUCGAUUAAAUAUUGGUGUGAAAAUCGCCUCAAUUAUGAUAUUAAUAAUAACAGUAAUGAUACAAGAGCAAUUAUUGGUUACAAAUCAAUAUCUAGAGUAACCGUGCUAUACUUUGGUCGCGCACGAGAAUUAGUUGGUUUACAACAAGAAAUAUUUACAUUCUCAUCACAAACACAAUAUACUGUAAACAAAAUACUUGAAAUAAUUAUAGAUAGAAGACCAAUACUAAAACCAAUCGUUCAUACAUUUCGUUUAUCACUUGAUCAAGAAUAUUUAAUCGAAACCGACGAAAUUUAUUUUAAGAAUAAAAGUGAAAUUGCUCUUUUGCCACCGUUUGGUGGAGGUAUAACUCGUAAUAAUUUUGAUGGAAAAUCGGUUAAAAAAUUAUUUUAUGAAUCAUAUGAAACAAUGGCAUUAUCUCAAUUAAAAUUACUUUGCUUAAAUACACGAAAAAUAUAUCCAGAUAUUGAACAUAUUGCUAUUCAACAUCGUCUAGGAGAAGUUCCCAUCAGUGAAAUAUCUGUAGCAAUUUAUGUAUCAUCGGCCCAUCGUCGUGCUGCAUUAGACGCUGUUUCACAUUUGAUUGAUGAGCUCAAACAAAAUGUGCCUAUUUGGAAAAAAGAAUAUUACAAUGAUGGUGAUUCAGAUUGGAAAGAAAAUCCAACAAAAUGA